This is a messenger RNA of Capsicum annuum, 847 nucleotides long. RefSeq names its product nucleoside diphosphate kinase. Lineage: Eukaryota; Viridiplantae; Streptophyta; Magnoliopsida; Solanales; Solanaceae. The record is from RefSeq and is marked validated. Gene Ontology annotation, biological process: GTP biosynthetic process; UTP biosynthetic process; CTP biosynthetic process. Gene Ontology annotation, molecular function: nucleoside diphosphate kinase activity.
AAAAAGAAGAAGAAGCAAGUAGCAGAAUAUUCGGUAGAACAAUUAGGGUUUGCUGUGUAAGGAGCGAGCGACCCGGUACCCUAUAAAUACCCCAUUUUGCCACUCUUCACCAAAGUGCCGCGUACUCCUACUAUUUGCUAACUCAUUCAGUAACAUCAAAGAAGCAAUCAGAAAUGGAGCAAACUUUCAUCAUGAUUAAGCCUGAUGGUGUCCAACGUGGCCUCGUUGGUGAGAUUAUCGGCAGAUUUGAGAAGAAAGGUUUCUCUUUGAAAGGUUUGAAGCUCAUCACUGUGGAUCGCGCUUUUGCUGAGAAGCAUUAUGCAGAUUUGUCUGCUAAGCCUUUCUUUAAUGGGCUUGUUGAGUACAUUGUUUCUGGACCCGUUGUCGCUAUGGUCUGGGAAGGUAAGGGUGUAGUUACCACUGGCAGGAAGAUCAUUGGAGCAACCAACCCCUUGGAAUCUGCUCCUGGUACCAUCCGUGGUGAUUAUGCUAUUGACAUUGGCAGGAAUGUCAUUCAUGGAAGUGAUGCUGUUGAGAGUGCAAGGAAGGAGAUUGCUCUUUGGUUCCCCGAAGGAGUUGCAGAGUGGCAGAGCAGCCUUCACUGUUGGAUCUACGAGUAGAAAAGUUCUAUGAAAGAUUUCAUGGCCAGCCUCUUUGGUUGUAACUUAUGAGUUUUGUUUGUCAUUUAAGUCCAGAAGUAACUUAAGAGUUUUGUUCGUCAUUUAAGUCCAGAAGUUAGAUGUUUUUAAGAUCUACUAGCGGUUCCCUAUUUGAAGAAUAUUUAAGUUGUGGUGUUUUAUCUGUUGUGUUCCAUGUGUUGCAAUUUCUAGUAAUUGAGCUUCCACAA